AUGAAUAUUACGGAACCAGGCCCUUUCAAAGGCUUGAACGAACAUCCGUUGUACAAGCAGUUUAGAGACAUGUCAUACGUGGAACUGUUUUUCUUCUGGAGAACACAAUUGGAUCACUACUCAAACUACCGAAUUCUUGUAGAAUACAAUGAAGAAUUGACCACAGAAAAGGUUUAUCAUGCGUUGACUCGGAUGAUGUACAAGUACAGCGCCUUGACUAUGGACCUAAUGCCCUCUAGUACCAGCAAGUUUGGCCAUCAGUUUGUUGUCGUUGACGAGGUCAGAUUAAGUGAUGUGGUGGAGUUUAUCCAGGAUGACAAGCUUGCGAAUGUUGAGGGAAUUCUGGAGAAGUACCACAAGGAAAGUUUACGCUACGGUAAAAACAAGCCAUUGUGGAGACUGAAAGUCAUCAAUGGCAAAUACGCCUUGUUUUUUUGCAACCAUAUUCUCUACGAUGGUACAUCCGGUAAAAACUUCCACAUCGAGUUGUCCAAAGAAAUUGCUAACGGGAUCCCAAAAAUAAUUUCUGGCUCGUUUACCGGAUUGGAUUCCAUAGUUUUCGAAAAAUCAAUGGUGGAAUUUGACCAGUACCAGCUGCCUCCCUCUCCUGUUGAUAUAAUCGACUAUAACAAACCUUACAGUGGUUUACUCUACAUUGUUUUGGCAGCAUUGCUUCCCACAAAACUCUCAAAUCUCAUCAAACGUUGGUUCAGUGGCAACCCAUAUACUAGCAUCCUUGCCUUUGAUGAAGUGGAGUAUAAGUCUUUUCGGUCAAAUCCAAAAAAUACGUCUUCUUCCAGAGUCAUCAACUUGGAUUCUUUUCAACUGAAUUCACUCAUCAAAACGGCUAGGCUGCAUAACGUAAAACUAACUUCGCUGAUCACGGUAUUAGCCCACAUAAGCAUGGGUAAAUUCAUUGCUUCUUCUGGCAAAGAUACGGUGACUUCAAUUCCUAUAAAUAUCAGAGGAUCUAUCAAAAUGGAAAAGGCUAACAAGUUGUGUAAUAACUUCUCACCAUUGUUUGGUCUUUACAUGGGUGCAAUCCGCUUACAGCUACCUUCGAUCAAUAAGCUUUGCCCGGAUGGCCAAAUCAAUUGGUCAUUGGCCACCUUUGUGAACAAAUACAUACAUGAAAACAUAUCAACGUCACGCCUUCUUUUGGGAGUACUGAAAUUCAUCAAUAUCAAGCGCUUUAUUGUCAAAGAGCACGAGGAAGAGAAAAAGGCGACUUUUGAACUGUCAAAUCUAGGUCAGAUCGGAGCAGAACAUAAGAACAUCAUUGGCGCCUGGUUUGAUCAACCUGGGUGUCUGUUCAGUGCUAACAUGAUAAGUUGCGGCAGCGGAGGUACUAUUGUCCUACGUUGCUGCAACGAAGAAUGGGUAGAUGAAUUCAGAAACCGGUUGGAGAAAAACAUUCUUUCUCUUUUACCUGACGAAGAGCUGUAA
This is a messenger RNA of Pichia membranifaciens NRRL Y-2026, 1446 nucleotides long. RefSeq lists its product as hypothetical. The record is from RefSeq and is a predicted model, not a curated record. The transcript has a single exon. The coding region runs from base 1 to 1446 and encodes 481 amino acids. Lineage: Eukaryota; Fungi; Ascomycota; Pichiomycetes; Pichiales; Pichiaceae. Gene Ontology annotation, molecular function: N-acetyltransferase activity.